Dothidotthia symphoricarpi CBS 119687 is the source of this 918-nucleotide messenger RNA. RefSeq lists its product as uncharacterized. The coding region runs from base 1 to 918 and encodes 305 amino acids. The transcript is spliced from 3 exons. Lineage: Eukaryota; Fungi; Ascomycota; Dothideomycetes; Pleosporales; Dothidotthiaceae. The record is from RefSeq and is a predicted model, not a curated record.
AUGUGCAAUGCCAAGUUGAGCGAUCUGAUGUCUGACCAGAACAGCAGCAAAGAACAGCCCACCGCAGGGCCUGUUCAUGCCCCCACUCCUCGCGAUUUCCCCUCGAAGAAGCGCAAGAUCGAACACAAGGACGUUGACGAAGACUCGGCCGACGAGCUAUACGCAAUCGACUCCGAUUCCGAUGCCGACAGCGGCUGCAUGACUGUGAUCGAUGGUGAACUACCUGAGGGUAUGGAAGAGUUCUUCAAACCUGACGGGACUGUGGGCAUGGUUAUGGGCGGCAAGCCCCUCAGUGACGACGAGCUACUCGACCAGAUUAGGUCGAGUGAGGAGUACAAGCAUAUGAUGGGCUUCAAGAAAGCAAGGUUUAUCGACCAUUACAGAGAGAUGAGGAUCAAUGCCCUGGACGCGAUCAACGACCCUGACGAGGAGAUUGUCGACUUCGACGCUGAGGACCCCGAUGCCCGUUACGUCAUGAUAGAGCUCCCGAAGGAGGAGACGCCGAGCAAGCUGAAUCCGGGCCAGCAGGACGGCGAUCUCGAUUCGAACGCUGGGGAGUCAAUUGAGGGUACCGAGGAGGGCAUGACCGAUGGAGACAAGGCCGAGGAGGGCAAGGUCAAUGAAGACAAGGCCAAGGAGAGCAGAGAGAGAUUCGCUCGCAACACAGUGAACAAAGAUCUGUACCACAGCGAGCGAUAUGGCACAUGGGAGACCAUCGAGUACAGGGUCCGGUACAAGAAGACCAUCGUGCGUGAUGGCAAAACGCAGGUCGUGUGGAAGACGGGACUGGCAACCAAGAAAUACGAAGACGGUGGCAUUCCUGUGCGCGCGGUCGAUUCAGGCAAGGGAAAGAAGAAGAACAAGAAGGGUAACAAGAAGAAGAACGUGGUGGGAACACUGACUAAGCGCAAUAUCUGA